UUCUCGCAGAAUCAUAGGGUAUAGAUUCUCAGCCUCAGAAGUCUCUCUGGCUAUUAUAAGAGAAGACUUCUGUUCAGUUUCUAUCACUGACAUAUAACUUGUCAGCAAAAGAAACAGAAGAUUAAUGGAGGCUAAGACUCAGACAUGGGAAGUGAUGCCAUUUAUAGUGAUGGUGAUCAUGGAAGGAUGCACUAUUGGACUAACUAUUUUCGCCAAAAGUGCAUUAACUAAUGGAAUGAGUCCUUUUGUGUUCAUUGUAUAUACCAAUUCUCUGGCCACUUUAAUACUCUUCCUCUUUUCCUAUCUAAUACACUCUAAUGACAGAUCUGUGCUGCCACCUUUUUCUUUUUCCAUGUUUAUGAGAUUCUUGUUCCUGGGAAUUACAGGGAUAACUUUGUCUCAGACAUUCUCAUUCCUGGGUCUUGGCUAUAGUUCACCGAUACUCGUAUGUGCGAUGGGUCUUUUGAUCCCCUCCUUCAAUUUCCUCCUCUCUCUCUUUCUCAGGAAGAAAAAUUUAAACUUUAGAAGCUCUGCUACGUUAUUCCAAGUGAUGGGCACUCUGAUAUCAAUAAUGGGAGCAGCUCUAGCUGAGUUCUUCAAGGGCCCACUCAUAAGGCCCUCUUCUCACCAACUUCGCCAUGCUCAGCACUUUUUCAUCUUCUCCUCAACCCCAGAGUUCUGGGUUCUUGGUGGACUCUUGCUUGCUGCUGCUUCUUUCUCAGUUUCACUUUGGAACUUUAUGCAGAAGGGAACUGUUAAACUCUACCCAGAACCAAUGAAGGUGAUCUGCUACUAUAACUUCCUUGGGACAAUCUCAAGUGCAAUUGUAUCGAUAAUGGUUGAGAGAGACUCAGAUGCAUGGAAGCUGAAGCAUAAGAUGGAGCUUAUUCUCGUUGUGUUGACUGCUUUAUUUGGGGGUGUGAUUCGUCCCACCGUCCAAGUCUGGUUCACACGCUUGAAGGGUCCAUUUUAUUUUCAAAUAUUCAAACCCUUUGGAAUUGCCUAUGCAACUAUAUUUGGGGUCACUUUCUUUCCUAAUAGCCUUCAUUUUGGAAGUGUUGUAGGAACAACUAUAACUGGAAUAGGGUAUUAUAGUGUCAUGUGGGGACAAAUCAAGGAAGAUGAAGACAAAAUUGGUUGUGACGAGAGCUCAGAUUCCUUGGACAAGAAAGCUCCUCUGUUAAAAGAAAAUAAGGAAAUGCAAGUAUAAACAAAGCUUCAGAACGCUAGAGGAAGUCAAUUAUUAUCCAGAAGCUUCCCCUCUGUUCCCUUGUAAUUGGAGCUCUGUGUGUGUGUGUGUGUCUGUCUGUCUGUGUAUAUAUGCGCAAAGGGAUUGUCUUUGAGGUUUCAUUUGCUGUAACAUGUAAAUAUUUUGAAGUUUUAGAUCUAAGUGUUCAUAUGAAGUUCUUUUGUCCAAA
Neltuma alba is the source of this 1418-nucleotide messenger RNA. Its product is annotated as WAT1-related protein At1g70260-like. NCBI's taxonomy places the organism in Eukaryota, Viridiplantae, Streptophyta, Magnoliopsida, Fabales, Fabaceae. The transcript has 6 exons. Gene Ontology annotation, molecular function: transmembrane transporter activity. Bases 125 to 1210 code for a protein of 361 amino acids. The record is from RefSeq and is a predicted model, not a curated record. Gene Ontology annotation, cellular component: membrane.